Molecule: messenger RNA, 6018 nt
Organism: Amaranthus tricolor (Joseph's coat)
Lineage: Eukaryota; Viridiplantae; Streptophyta; Magnoliopsida; Caryophyllales; Amaranthaceae
Exons: 11
Coding region: 96-2168 (690 amino acids)
Source: RefSeq, a predicted model, not a curated record
GCCGAGAAACUCAAAGACAAAAUUUCAACUAUAAACAACUAAGCGCGCGCAGUUGUGGUGAUUGUGCCGAGUAUCAAUUGUUACAGGCGACUGCUAUGCAAACUGAAGAAAUCCUCCAUUCAAUGUCGAACAAUUGCAGCACCGACGAAGAAGCUUACCUUUCGCGCCUUUCCUUUCUCAUCCAAAAUUCUCUCCCUCAUCCUUUCACAGAAUUUGAGCUAAUUUCGCUAACGAAAGAAAAAGAGAAGGAACUUUUGAUUUCUCUUUCUCAGAUUUUAAUCCAAAUUCGCCCAUGGACGAAUGAAGAACAACAAAGCUAUGAAUUUGGAACUGAAGCUAAUGAUUAUUUGAAUAAGAUUGUUGCAAAUUUGAUUGUGUUGCUAAAUGCUAGGAAUCAAUAUAUUUGUCAUACAGCGGGAAAAAUAUUUCUAGCCAUCUCAGAGUUUCUUCUAGCCUAUGGAGACAUCUGGGGCAGAUUCAUCCAUUUGUUAUGUGUUUGCUUUAAGUUUGCGAUGGGAAAUAUUCUUCAACAUCCCCCAAAUUCUUUGAUAAUGGAAGCUGAUGUCUCGAAAUCUAUUCUAACAAAUUUGAUUCUCAUUUCAUAUACUUCGACUUGGAAUGGUAUAGCUGGAAUUAUACAAGUUUUACGGGGGAUUGUAAAACAUUUGAAGGAUGAAGAUGAUGCUUUUGUGGGUGUAUUAGUUAAUAAUUUGAGUAACUGCCUGGAAAAAGUUUCUUGGGAUUUAGUAAAUGGGAUUCACUGUGACUACAGUGCAAAGCUUGGAGGUCCUUCAGCAGAGGCAGAAGCAAAAAUUCUCUUCUUUGGGAAUUUUUUUCAGCUACUCUGUUCUGUGGUUGGUCUUAUUGGGGUGGCAGAAGGUGUUGGUUCUCACCGUCAAUCUGCUAUUUUAAGCAAUGCCUGUAAGCUUGUUCCAAGAAUGCUAGAUUGGUGCAUUUGUGAAGAGUGGAAUCAUAUCCUUCCAUAUUUCCGACACAAAGUUUUGAUGUUGAUGGUAAAACUCAGCUUUCAUAUACAACUUGAUUGUUCGCGUCUAAGCAAUUGGUUGCAACUUCUUCAUGAAUACUAUCAAGAUUUACUCUCAAGUCCUAUUUCUCAGCUUGAGAUCGGUCAGAAUAAUACUUUGGAAGGUUCUCCUUUUUUGUUGUGUCUUCAGGACCAGGAUGUCUUUCAUCUUCCUUCAAGCCAUUUACAAAGGAAGGCGGUGUUUCUUUUCCUAAGAUGCUCUCUGAGCUUGAUUAGCAUCAGAAAUAUUGAUGACAUUAAAUGUACUUGUGCAUGGCCGACCUCUUCCAUUGAUUCCACUUUGGUCAUGGCCAAAGAUUGUUUUGCAGAAAAGAAGGGGCUACUUCAGUUUCAUGAGUGGGUUCAGGUUCAGAGUGAUACUCCUUCCGACAUGUGUUUACAAAAUGAGAUAGAUCUGGAAAAGUGCAUCAAAUUCGCUUCAUCCUUCAUCAGAUUUUAUAUGCAAGAGGAUGACAUGUUGUUUGAAGUUCUUUUGCAGAUGUUUAUUAUACCUUCAUGGGCUGAAAGACUGUUUUCCAAACAGGAUAGGACUUGUCGUGAAACUGAAGAGGACAUUCUUUUUCAUGUUUCCAACCUUUUUAAUCCGUUGCUUCUAUUUCAUGUAUUUCUCGCAGAAUUACAAUAUGAUCAUCAAUUGCUUCUGGAUUAUCUUAUAUCAAAAGAUAUAGGAGGAAAAUGUGCUGAAUAUCUUCUAAAGUGCUUGCGUAAUGUAUGCAAUUCAUGGGAGUUGUUUGUUGAAUACUCUACCAGAAAAAGUCUUGUUUGCCAAAAUGAUUGUCAAAGGUGUUGCAAGAGGAGGAAAUGUCCUGAUGAUUCUUCUGAUGAGUGUACAGAUACCUCAUUGCAAACACAGAACGUACUGUCAUCUGAGAAACAGAGGGAUUGUGAUCUGGAGGGGGAGUUUCUCGGGAUCAGAUGCCUGCCAUUUGAGAGUGUUAAAGCAUGCUUGGUUUCUCUAAAAAUUGCCUUGGGAAAGCUUCAUAGGAGGAAUUUGUUUCCUUAUAAUCCAAAAGUUCUUAUAAGACGAGUCUAUAAAGUGAAAGAUAAAUUUAAGAGCUUUGCAAUGGGACUUUCGAUGACUUGCAGUUUGACGAGGUUUGAGGAGCUCUGUGAACUUGUAUAGACUCUGGUUGAAAAAAAAAAAUCCAAGCCUUUUUUAAGACAUGGCCCCUUUCUCGAAGUGCAAAUGUAUAGACUCUGCAAGAAAUAGAUGCUCAAAAUAUUUUGUGUAUUCGUUACAUCAUAGAAGAGUCAGCUAUUUUGCUAUAUUAGCGAGGUACUCUGGAAGCCUUAUGUUGUGCUUGCUGUUUGCCUUGGGAUUGCUGUGAGAUGCAAAGUUUCAAAAUCACUGAAGGAGCCAUGGCGUACCAACAUCUGUAAGUGGAAUAAAUGCAUUAUUCAGAAUUAUUUUUUAGUUAGCAUCCUAUUGAAUAAAUUAUUAUUAAAAUAAUUUGCUUUAGUAAGCACUAAGUUAUGUUGAUUUUGACAAAAAUUAGGGUCUCUUUUGAGUUAUUUACUUUCUUUUUUAUGACAUGAUAUAGCAUUGUAGGAGAAAGUGAGGAAUCAUUGCCGCAAAGCAUACCUCGGUGUGAAUAUUGGCCAAUAGCAAUGACUUAUACUUUCCAAAAUCGCUGGUUUUACAGACUAACCUUAAUUAUUGGUGACAAAUUAGAUGGAAACUUCCUUUUUUCUGGUCGUGUCUAUAUAGCAUGUAGUGAUAUACACCUCCGUCUCAAUGAAUUUGGCCUAUUUGCAUUUUAGUCCGUUUUAAUGAAUUUGCCCCUUUUCUAUAUUUGGACAUGAUUCCACCACCUUUUCUCUAUAUUCUCUCUUAUUUCUAAUUACCUUGCUAUACCCAACUUCUUAAUAUCCGUGCCAUUUAACAAUGAGGCAAACUAUCUGGGACAUAGGAGUCGUUUAUUAAGUGUUUUUGGUGUUCAAUCCAUAUUUAUUACAGUCUUGGGUUUUUUCAUGACCAAGUUACAUCUAAUGAACAAAAACAUGUUUUGCACCCAUAAUGCACUUAUUUACCGUAUAUUUUGUGUCAGUUAUAUGUUAACUAUUUAAAUGUCAAACAUCAAGUAGAUUUUUAUGGAAAAGGAUAAAAAUUUUCUAGUGCUUUGAUAAGUAACAACUUUUUGACUAUUUAUAUUAUUUUGUUGAGCAAAGCAUGUAGAAUUUUUAUUGAGAUUCCAGUUAUUCUAAAAAGGCAAUCACAUAGUAGUUGUGGCUGGCUCAGCUUUAUUGUGUGAUCUGCACACUUGACAUCCCUGGCCUUAUGCGCUUCACUGCUCUUGAUCAUCCAUCGUGUGAAUUUUUCACAAACCACCUUUUCUUCCUUGAUUAAGGUAAAACUGACUACACUGACCUAUAACUGUUUGUGGAGGAGACAUUUUUCUUUUGAAAAGUCAGCAGCAAAUAAUUAGGAUGGUUUUGGCAAUGUCAGUACUAGCUCAAAGUCCUGCAAUAAUAUGAUGUUAAUAUUAAUUAUAUUGAUUUUAUCCUUGGUAGAUGCAAGUAAGAUGGUCAGUUUUCAUUUGAUCUCUCGAGUAUGAUUGUAUGAGUUCUGGAUACUUGGUGCAAUUACAGGUGUGUUUUCAUUUGUACGUUUCAAGUUGUCCAAAAAGGAUUAGAUAAAAAACUUGCACACACAUUUAUACCAAUUUUAAUUUUUUCUUGUGGUGAAUGUCUUUGUUGACCCUAGAGUCAUGGGAUCAAAUCCUGCUAGGAUGUUGUUUUUCUUUACCUUUCCCUACCAUGAAGAUAACUUGGAGCUUGGAGAUAACUUAAGAUGGCUUUGAUAUGAUGACCGUUAAACUUAGAAGUACAUUUACAAUUAUUCAUAUAUAAAAAGCAUUUCUCCCUUUUGUCAAAAGUUCAGCUCUGAUAUCUAUAAGUCAAAGAAUUUUCAUUUCAAACUCAAGGACCAUUAGCUGUUUUUGAUACAUGUGUCAGGGUUGUUAAAAUUGAGAUUAUAUCGAUGAAUCGUCAUGGAAUAAAAAUGUGGCUGUAUUGUUACAUAACAGAAACUUUAUAGCGAAUUUUGAGCUUACCGAACUACAAAACCUCUUUACGUAAUAUGUGAUUCAAAUUAUGGAGUCACAACUGUUAUAAACUGUUAUUCUAACGUAUUAGCCAUUAUUUUUUUUUAUGUGUAUUAGGUUCUAAAAGAUCUAUUAUAUGCUAUGUUUUAAAUAUAUGUUAAGGGAAAACUUGAAUUACUAUGAUAAAUGGAUUUUUUUCAAGUAAGCAAUUCGCAAUGCGACAUAUUUGCGUAACACCACGAGGUGCCGCAUCCUACAUCGGGAUGCAAUCGUGAUGGCAUCAACAAUUUUUUCUAUGUGAAUUGUACAAUUUUUAUGAUUCAAAUAUAUGCUUGCAAUUCAAUUGAUUUGGUACAUUGCUUUUAAUUUGCAAAAGUCUUACAAAUUUAAAUCAAAUUCAAUCGUACCGAUAAAUCUAUUAAUAGAGAUAUAAUAAUCAAUUAUCACCUAUUUAAUGGGUAAAAACUAUUUAAAUAGGUAAAAUGUACUAAUAGAUAGGAACCUUAAAUUUUUAAAAUUCCACAUUUACCCUUUUAAUUAAUAAAAAUUUCAACUUUAUAUCAUUUACUCAUCUAAAGUACUUUUUGAUCGCUUUUUGAGGCAUAUUUAAACUUGUAUAGUUGCACCUAAACUCAUUCUUGUCAUUGCAUGACGUAUGCGCAUCAAUGAAGAGUUACAAGAACCGAUUUUAACAAAUAAAAUAACCGAAAAGUACUUAGAUAAAUAAAUGAUAUUAAGGUGGAAUUUUUAUAUAUAUUAGUCAAAAAGUGAGAUUUUGACGGACAAGGUAAAAGUGAGAUGUUUAAAUUUAAUUUUUCUAAUGGAUAUAUAAGUUGCACCUGCGAGUGGCUUGUAUCUAAUAAUUUGCUUUAUUGUUUCUAGUUUCAUUUGGCGUGUGUCUUUGUACACUUGAUCUUUUCAUAGUGUUCUGGUAGAAUCCAAAACUAAAUUUUUUCUUGUUUUGGAAUCUAUUAUGAUGACCACUUCUUGUUGGUGUAAAAUUGGCUCUCAGAACCUUUUGCCUAUUGUUGAGGAGCUCUGAGAUCAAGUUGUAUAGACUUUAGUCUUAUUAAGGUAGACAAGUUGAUAAAAAAUUUGGGUCCGUUGCAGGCAUAGUCCUUUUUAGACUUGCAAAUUUUCGUAUUCUAAGCUGCAAUUAAUCUGAAUUUUCGGAAAUGUUGGAUGGGUAUCAUCUCUCAAAGUACUCUGGUUUUGUUUGCUCUACUGUUUGCCUUAGGGCUCAGGAUUGAUGUCUCUGAAAUUUAUGUUUGAAUAGGGACUAUUUGUUUUUGUCCCUUUUUUAAGAUAUGGGGAUAGAGGCAUUUGUUCCAAGUUGGUCAGUGUUUAGCAUGCUAUUUUCUGUACAUGAUAUACCGAAGUAACCUAAUUAUUGUUUUAGCUACUAGUGGUGCUUAAAAUGGGAUCUGUUGUGAGCUAUUUACAUAUUGAGAUGGGUGGAUGAACUGUGGCUGUAAAAAUCUUCUGAUGUGUAUGCUGUAGUUUUUCCUAAAUUGAAGUCCUUGGCUCUCACUUAUCAGAAGUCUUUUGUACUUAGUAACCCAUUAAUUGGUUGUGUAUGUUAUUCUGCUCUUAGGCAAAAAUCAGUUCAAACCCUUAUUAAUAUGCAGUCUUCGAGUAGAAUACUUUGCACUAUUUUGUAGAGCAAGAACAUGUAAACUUACAGCUCGUUUGGUUCUUGGUACUAUAUAAUGGUAAUACGAAUGAUUUGUAGUGUGAAUUUGCAUGAGAUGUAUCAUGUUUUUCCCAUCGUGAUGAAACUUUGCCGAUAAAAAUGUUUAUUUAUAAUUUUCUAUUACCAUCUAAUACCACGUUUCUAAAUGGUUAUGCAUUAGAGUGAAUUUUGUGAAGAAAAUGAGAACAUAUCAUAAGAUUUUUCAACUAAAACCACACUAACUUUUCAUUAAACAU